AUGGCCCUGCUGGCUGCCUCCCGAGCAAGCAGUACACACUGGCAGCCCUCCCCCAGCCCCUCCUCUCCCGGCUCCGGCCAGCCCUGAGCCUUAGAGCCUUCAGAGCCCGGGCUGGGCACCGGGACUGGAAUCCAGAGGUGUGAGUGUGUAAGUGACCACUUCAUCUGCGAGAUGCUUUCUUUAGACCAGCUGCACCCAGAUCUGGCCCACCCUGUGGGCUCCAAGGACCCAGAGGAAGAAGGCGGUCAGCACGGGGGCCCAGAGCAGCCCCCGAGAGGACCCCUCCUGGGCUCUUGGCGCCAGGACGUGAACCUGAGCUGUAAGAGCUCCCCUGAAGACGGUGCUGCCCGGGCAUGGACUACCUUCUACUACAACCUGCUGCAGAGCUGCUUGCAACAAGCAGGCCUGCCUGAGACUGUGGAUCGCACCCUGGAGCCUCGUCCGGGCUGCCCUGGGAUGGAGGUGACCAUGUGCCUUCUGGGCUCCCCAAGUUCCUUCUUCUCGGUACUGCUGGAGGGCGGGGCCCAGAGCCCAGGAAACCUGCUCCUGUGUCUGUCUCCAUCCUGGCUGACCAAAGUGCCCAUGGCUGGAAGACCAGGGGAGUCAACCCUGCUGGUCUCCAAGGCUGUGGCAUUCCACCCAGGGGGCCUGACCUUCCUGGAAGAGUUUGCGCCCCCACGGCGGGUCACCUACUUCCUAGGGGAACUGGGCCCUCGGGCUGGUCGAGGCCGGGAGGUGGCCGAGCUGAGCAGGGAUCUGGGCUGCCCCAUGGGAAGCUCCGCAGAGCUAGCCCGCCUUCUGGAGGACCGGCUGCUCACCAGGCAGCUCCUGGCCCAGGGGGGCAAGGUGGCCGUGCCUGCCACUCUGGCCUUGACCUACAAGCCCCCCCAGCAGCUUCGGGGCCAGGCCAGGACCCAGAGCCUGCGCCGGGUGGAGCUCAGUGGCAAGGAGGGGCAGGAGGGGCUGGUGGAGGAGGAAGUGGAGACCUUUCUCCGACUUGGAGCCCUGGGAGAUGCCCGCCAGGUGGCCGUAAAGCCCGGGGGCUGGCGCUGGCACGGGAGCCACGCCAUGAGCCUGCAUCCCAGGUCAGAGCCGGGGGCUGUGGUACGAGCUGUGCUGGCCCUGCUGGAGAAGCUGGAGGAGGAGGAGAGCAUCCUCGUGGAGGCUGUGUGUCCUCCAGCCCAGAUCCUCCAGCCCGUGACCUCCGAGAGCCUCCCUUCCCAGCCAGAGCUGGCCAUUCGGGUCUGUGCUGUCGUGUGCAGGACCCAGGGGGAUCGGCCUCUGAUGAGCCAGAUGGUGUGUAGAGUGGGCCGGCCGGAGCAGCCUCUGCCGCACCAGGCCGCCCUGCCUCAAAGCCUGGACACUGCUCUGGCCGCCUGUGGGCUGAGCGAGCCUGCCACAGUGGAAGCGCUGCAGCGCCGAGUGCAGGAAGCUGCGGAGGCAGCGCUGGACGCUGUGCUGGCGCUGGAGGCCACGCUGAGCCCGGAGCAGCGGGGCGGCUGCCAAGCACAGACCGAUGUCCUAGGCGUGGACCUGGCGCUGACGCCCGUGGGCCCCGGAGGCUCGCUGAGCCCCGUGCUCCUGGAGCUCACCAGCAGCCUGUGCCUGGAGGCCUGCGGGCUCCUGGAGGGCCAGUGGGCCCGACGCGGCCAGCGCUGCCAGUGGGCGGCCGCGGGGCCCCUGGUGGAGACCAUGCUGCGGCGCUCGGCGCGUCAUCUCAUGGAGGGGAGGCACCUGCUGGUGGUGGGCGCAGGUGGCUACAGCAAGAAGUUCGUGUGGGAAGCCGCCCGGGACUACGGGCUCAAGCUACACCUGGUGGAGUCGGAUCCCAACCACUUUGCCUCUCAGCUGGUCCAGACGUUCAUCCACUUCGACGUGACGGAGCACCGGAAGGACGAAGAGAAUGCCCGCCACCUGGCAGAACUAGUUCGGGCCCGAGGCCUGCAGCUGGAUGGCUGCCUCUCUUACUGGGACGACUGCCUGGUGCUGACAGCCUUGCUGUGCAAGGAGCUGGGCCUCCGCGGCUGCCCCCCAGCUGCCAUGAGCCUGGCAAAGCAGAAGAGCCAGACGCAGUCUCACCUGCUCCAGUGCCGCAGCCCGCGCUGGCCCGCCCCUUCCCUCUACGCGGUCCCCUGCUGCCCGCUGGAGGCCCCCGAUGACGUGGAGCGGGCGGCUCGCACGGUGCCCCUGCCCGGCGUCAUGAAGCUGGAGUUCGGGGCAGGGGCCGUGGGCGUGCGCCUGGUAGAGGACGCCUCUCAGUGCCGGACACACUUCGCUAAGAUCUCGCAGGACCUCCAGGGGGAGGCCGACCACCCGGGCAUCGGGCUGGGCUGGGGCAAUGCCAUGCUGCUCAUGGAGUUCGUGGCAGGCACGGAGCACGACGUGGACGUGGUCAUCUUCUCGGGGAGGUUGCUGGGGGCCUUCGUGUCCGACAAUGGCCCUACCCGCCUCCCGGGCUUCACCGAGACGGCGGCCUGCAUGCCCACCGGGCUGGCGCCAGAGCGGGAAGCCCAGCUGAUCCAGGCAGCCUACCAGUGCUGCCUGGGCUGCGGCCUGCUGGACGGCGUCUUCAACGUGGAGAUGAAGCUGACAGCCUCCGGGCCUCGCCUGAUUGAGAUCAACCCCCGCAUGGGCGGCUUCUACCUUCGGGACUGGAUCCAGGAGCUCUACGGGGUGGACCUGCUGCUGGCGGCCGCCAUGGUGGCCUGCGGCAUCCCGCCCGCCCUGCCCGCCAAGCCCCGGGCCCGGGCCCACCUGGUGGGCGUCAUGUGUGUGGUGUCCCAGCACCUUCAGGCGCUGAGCUCCACGGCCAGCCGGGAGGCGCUCCAGGCCCUGCACGAGCGCGGCCUCAUCCGCCUCAACCUGCUGGAGGAGGAGCUGGUGCCCGGCGAGUACGAGGAGCCCUACUGCAGCAUCGCCUGUGCCGGGGGCAGCCCCAGCGAGGCCAGGCAGCGCCUGCUCGGCCUCUGCCAGGGGCUGGGCAUCGAUGCCCCCAACUAUCCAGUAGCUCAUUUCUUGUCUCAUUUCAAAUAG
Molecule: messenger RNA, 3033 nt
Organism: Gracilinanus agilis (Agile Gracile Mouse Opossum)
Lineage: Eukaryota; Metazoa; Chordata; Mammalia; Didelphimorphia; Didelphidae
Gene: CARNS1
Product: carnosine synthase 1
Exons: 10
Biological process (GO): carnosine biosynthetic process
Molecular function (GO): ATP binding; metal ion binding; carnosine synthase activity
Source: RefSeq, a predicted model, not a curated record